This is a messenger RNA of Hemisphaericaspora subhashii, 885 nucleotides long. RefSeq lists its product as uncharacterized. The transcript has a single exon. Bases 1 to 885 code for a protein of 294 amino acids. Lineage: Eukaryota; Fungi; Ascomycota; Pichiomycetes; Serinales; Debaryomycetaceae. The record is from RefSeq and is a predicted model, not a curated record.
AUGUCUAAACAGAGACCUAUCAAUUCAUCAGAUAGUGAUCUAUAUAUAGUCCUGAUCCCAUCUCCCACAAGAAAGAGAACACAACCUCACUCUGGCAUUAAGAAAAGUAGGGCCAAGAAAAGUUCAAAUGCUGCUGCUAAGAUCCAUGUUUCUGAUGUUAGUAAAUAUCUUGUUCCAAUCCCCGUCUCCAAUGAAAACGAAUCUUCCAUUCAAACUCCUAAUCAAUCGUAUACAAAGUCAGGAAAUGGAUCCUCUUGGGUUUCAAAUAAAAACACUCCACCUGAAAUCCAACAACCUACACCACCACCGCAACCUCCUCCAAAGAAACAUAAGAAACACAAUCAAGUCAAGCAUGAGACUCCACAAGAAACGAACCAGACUCUGGAAAUGUUGACUUCUAAUCAAGAAGUACAAGACUAUGACUCUUCCAUCGUUGUUGUUGAACCCGCUAUCCUUGAGGAACAACCGAAGGAACAAGGGCUGCGUCAGCUAAAACGGUCUCAAACUGUCGGCGAAGACUCAAAUUUAGACACCCUGUAUCGAUCUCCAUUUGGAUUGAACAAUAGUCCAUUAUCAGCAGUCGUUCCAGGGACCGAAGAUACUAGUUCUGAAUUAGUAGAAAUUUCCAAGAUGAAUAAUAUCCCACUAGAUUUAUCGUUCCAAAAUUGGUGCGAAACUGCUACUUCAAUUAUGAAUGAGAAAACACAUCUUAUGAAGCAAUUAAUGUUGAAUAGAUACAAAUUCUUUAUUCGGUUUCAAGUAUUAAAUUCUUUGGUUAAUUCUUAUGCAGCUGAUUUAGGAAUUCAUGAAACAAAAUUAUUAGAGAAAAUCCAGAAGAUAAGAAAAAUGAUGGAAGAAAUGGUAAGUUUAACUACCGAACUUUAA